UUCAAAGGGGAAGGGACAUUCUUUUUGAUGAUAAAUGUUCUUAAAAAAUUAUUAUUGCAAUUUUUGGCUGUAAGUCCUGAAUAAACAGUGGUCGCAGAAUGAUGACGUAACAAAAACAGCCUGUAAAUCCUUCAGCGUCCAGUAGGUGGCAGCACAGCUUCCUACAACCACACAAAUUAUAGAGAAACUCUAGAAAAAAAACGGACUUUGGACUGGUUGUUUUACAGGAACCUUUAAUCUAAAACGAGCAUCUGUGGUCCUCUUGGUUCACAAAGUCUAAAUGAAAGCCGUAAUCCUCGCAGCCGGCUACGGAACCAGACUGCAGCGGGAUGUUUGCGCAGACAGAACCGGGAAGUUCGCUCACCUGGCGGGCGUCCCGAAGCCGCUGCUGCCGGUGGGUCAGUGCGCCCUGAUCUCCCACUGGGUCCGGGCUCUCACCGCCUCCGGGUUCGUGGACUGCAUUUAUGUCGUGACCAACGCUCUGUACCGCGCUGCGUUUGAAUCGUGGGCUGAAGGUUUUACAAACGUCAGGAUCCUCAGUGACCAAACAAGAAGCAACGAUGAGCGUCUGGGAGCUGUGGGCUGCCUGCAGCUGGCAGUCAAACACUUCAACAUCCAGGAGCACGUCGUCGUGAUCGGAGGAGACACGCUGUUCAGAGAGGAUUUCAGCCUCGGCAAAGUCCAGCAGAAGUUCUGUGACGUCCAGGCGAAGUGCGAAGACGCCUCUUUGGUUCUGUCGUAUCGCUGCAGAGAMGAAGAAACACAGAAAUAUGGAAUACUGGAGGUGGACCAGGAUCUGCGAGUCGUCUGCAUGAAGGAGAAACCUGGUCCUUCAGGGACCGAGUCCAGGAGAGCCUGUCCGUGUUUUUACGUGUUGUCGAAGGAAACUCUUCCUCUGUUGGACUCCUUCCUUCAGCUAAAGGAGGAAGCUCCGAUCGAAGAGCGAGACGCUCCUGGAAACUUUGUGUCCUGGCUCGUUCACAGGAAACMGGUUUACGUCCAUCAGAUAUCGGGGCGUUUCGACGUCGGGAACCUGCCUUCGUACGUCGAGUGCGACCGCUACUUCAGAGAGAAACUCCAGGAAGUGAAGUCCUACAUGGUCUAGAGUAAAACCGGGUCACUUCAGUCUGGAGCAUCGGUCCGAGGCCCUCUCCCGCCUGUUCUCCAUCUUGGCGAUGCAGGAGCCGAACUGCAUGGCCCUCUUGGGCAGGAGGGCGGACUGCCCGAGGCCCAGCUGCCUGGCCGCCUGGCGGAGGAGGAGCUUCUCUCCGACGCCGCGGGGCAGCGACAGGUCGGCCUUCUUCCACACGGGGAGGGAGUUCAGGAAGCUCACCACGUUUUCAUCCAAGUAGGGAAACCUGCAGGAAGAGAGGAGAGGAACUCACGCUGGUGCAUCCGUUUGGUUUCUAUACAACAGAAUGAAACUGCAGAUAAAUGUGUGGAGCUUAAUUAAGAUUAAUAAAAAUUUAUUUUAAUCACA
Molecule: messenger RNA, 1480 nt
Organism: Austrofundulus limnaeus
Lineage: Eukaryota; Metazoa; Chordata; Actinopteri; Cyprinodontiformes; Rivulidae
Exons: 8
Coding region: 281-1105 (274 amino acids)
Biological process (GO): biosynthetic process
Source: RefSeq, a predicted model, not a curated record